Molecule: messenger RNA, 1969 nt
Organism: Diaporthe batatas
Lineage: Eukaryota; Fungi; Ascomycota; Sordariomycetes; Diaporthales; Diaporthaceae
Product: mitochondrial 54S ribosomal protein YmL3
Exons: 1
Coding region: 275-1639 (454 amino acids)
Biological process (GO): regulation of gene expression; rRNA processing; primary miRNA processing
Cellular component (GO): nucleus
Molecular function (GO): ribonuclease III activity; double-stranded RNA binding
Source: RefSeq, a predicted model, not a curated record
CGAAGCAGUGGGCAGCUAACAGUGGCAGGGGUGCUUCGGGAGCUCACACGAGCGCCAUGUGCAGACGCCUCUGAUAGUGCGUCUGAGCUCACCAUUUUUUUUCGCAACGGCUGCUCGCUCUGCUCCACGCGACGCCAUCCACACGACUGCCACCACCACCCACCGCUGUCCCACGACCUCCCAUGACGGCAACCCCCUCCGCGUCCCGCGUCUAAGUCAAGGUGCUGUACCCCGAUUGAGUGGCUUGGGAGCACAGCCUGCACAUUUUCUCCCCAUGAAGAGGUUAAGGUUGGAAAAAUGGUCCGGGCAACUGCUCACAGCUCGCCCGGCGGUCGCAUCACGAAGCCUCUCGUCACACCCUCGUGUGCAAUUUCCUAGACCGGACCAGCUUGCCUCUUCCCCACGAUGGCAGUCAACAGCUGCAGCAAGAGACAUCGAGGCCGAGAUCAGGCAGGGCCAACCGGUGCCGAGCCAGCCUAUAUCUUCUGACCAAUUCUCCAAAACUGCCACGGAUGAGGCGCCGCUGUGGCCUUCAAUAUCCGGUCAAGAACCCACGGGACCGGCGCCCUCUCCUCCACCUCAGGACGCCGCAAAAUCCGCAAAGCUGGCCGCCCUUCAUGCUCGGCUGUCCCUCUCCGACAGGAUCCCUAUCCAGACCCUCGCGCGCACCCUCGUCGACGCCUCCGCCGACCCAGCACCGCUGUUCAACAACUCCAACCUCGCCUACCUGGGCCAGACUCUCAUAAGCUACCAUACCUCCGAGCUGCUCAUGUGCCGAUUCCCCAGGCUACCAAUGCAGAUCCUGCAUGCGGCCAUGAAGGCCUACGGUGGCGACAAGACCCUCUUCCAUGUCGCACGGUCAUGGGGUGUUGAGAGCGCUGCCGCACCAGGCGCCGAGGUUGAUCCGGGCCUACUGCAGUUCUCGCUGGAGGCGGAGAGGACAUUCAACACCAAGUGGGGCUUGGCAAGAGCCGAGACUGUCUGGGGCCCAAACAAAAACCAGAGGUUCCGUAGGGGUAUCUCGAGCAGCGUGGUUUUUGACGACGACUUUGGCGACAUGUUUGUUGGAAUGAGGGAGGUCGAGCAUGACCACGACAACGAGGCCGAGCCGGAUCAAGAGGCCGAGUACGAUCUUCCAGUGGAGCGGCAGUUGACCCUCGGCGACCCGGACAAGAAGGUGGAGAGGUCACAUAACAUCCACGCGACAUUCGUGCGCGCUGUGGUGGGCGCCAUUUACACGUACUGCGGAAGAGAGUCCGCACGGUCGUUCAUCAAGGCGCACAUACUCUCGCGCCAUUUCGACCUGCAAAAGCUGUUCUCCUUCUCGCAACCCACAAGAGAGCUGUCCCGCCUCUGCGGGAGAGAGGAGUUUGACCCUCCCGUGGCAAGGCUACUGUCAGAGACCGGACGUCUUUCCAAGACGCCCGUGUUCGUGGUCGGCAUCUUCAGCGGGAAUGACAAGCUGGGAGAAGGCGCCGCCGCCAACCUGCACCAGGCCCGCCUCAAGGCUGCGAUGAACGCACUCAAGGCGUGGUACCUGUACAGCCCUGGCGAGGACGUGCGGGUGCCGAGUGACAUGCUGGUGGAGGGGGCCAAGCCGUGGGAACCGGUGUAUGUCGACAUUGGCGAGGUUGUAUAAGCUGGCCGUUCAGUGUGGUCGAGCCGAAGAAAAUAUAAGGCAAUAUUGAGCAGGUCGGGUUGGCAUCAGCGGCGCAUUAUAGACUCGGCGAGUGUACGAGAGCAACGAUGAUGACCAGAGGCCCUGGGGAUUGGCCCGGGCGUGUUCGUGGGCGCUCGCUCCUCACUCCCUCGGGAGUUGUAUAUUUUGUUUAAAAAAAAAUAAAAACGCCGAGAUCAAGGAAAAAAUUGCAGGAGAGCCCAAAUCGUCUAACCACCCGCAAGGUAGUCGUAUUCGGGACCUGCGCAACCCAGCUACUACAAUUGAACCUAUCAUAUAAUCUGUUGACAA